AUGAAUACGAGUGGAAAUUGCACCCCCGGAACUCCUGGAUGCGGAGCGCCGAGCACCAGCAAUGUCAACACAGAAAUUGCAGCCUUCGGCAUAUCGUCAAAGAUACCAGAUUUUUGGGUCGAGAUGCCCAGAGUUUGGUUUGCUCAGUUCGAGGCGAUAAUGGCUCCUCAGAAGCAAGAUGAUGAAGCUAAGUAUGCUAUGGUGCUGUCAAAAAUUGGCAAAGAAGUUGUCAGGCAGAUAACCGACAUCAUAACGGCACCUCCCGAAAAGAAGAAAUACGAGGCUGUCAAGGAAAGAUUGCUGUCUGUUUAUGAAGAGUCGGAAGAACGUCAAUUUCAAAAGUUGGUCGGUGAAAUGGAGUUAGGCGACCAAAAACCAUCUUCCCUGUUGAGGCGUAUGAGGGAAUUAGCACGCAAUAGUCAAAAAUAG
Molecule: messenger RNA, 429 nt
Organism: Amyelois transitella
Lineage: Eukaryota; Metazoa; Arthropoda; Insecta; Lepidoptera; Pyralidae
Exons: 2
Coding region: 1-429 (142 amino acids)
Source: RefSeq, a predicted model, not a curated record